Molecule: messenger RNA, 744 nt
Organism: Phytophthora sojae
Lineage: Eukaryota; Oomycota; Peronosporomycetes; Peronosporales; Peronosporaceae
Exons: 2
Source: RefSeq, a predicted model, not a curated record
GUGAAGAUUGUGCGCGAGAUGGCGUACCAAGAUGGCGCCGAUGACUUUCGACCGAUUACUUUCAUGGAUUUCAAAAACCCCGAUGGCCUGCUUCACGUCGGUGAUGGCUCGGACGAGGAGCCUUUUGUCGUUGGAAUAACAACCCGGGCGUUGUUGACACGUCUGGACCGGGACCCUUCAACGUUCAUCUUCCACAUCGACACAACGUUUAAGCUAUCUCAGGUGGGCUACUCAGUGUUGGUUAUGGGCAUAUCAGACCGCUCGCGCUCGUUCCACCUCGUCGCGUUCUGUAUCCUAUCCCAGCGUAUCGAAAGCGUCUACACUGCGGCCUUAAGUGCUUUCCGCGCUAUUUACACGGGGACUACAGGAAAGCAGAUUCGUCUAAAGUUUGUGAUGGGCGAUGCUGAGAGUGGCCAGCUGACCGCGUUGGAGCAGGUUUUCCGACAUGACUCGGACUUCAUGUUCCUGAUGUGCUUCUUCCACGUAAUGAAGAAAGUUCAAGAGAAGACGAAGUGCCUCCUAGAUCGUGUUGCCAAUGGAGUACUCGCCCAGAUCUAUGACAUGCAUUUUUGCUCAAGUUUUCCCGAGUUGGUCCAAGCCACAAACUGUUACUGGAAGGAUGAUCUCGAAGCGUUUGCUGCCUAUUUCAAGUCUCAGUGGCUUGGUGCCCGAUUUUCGCGCUGGCAAUGUUGUUACGCGGCGCCAGGGUUUGCCAAUACCGACAAUCCUGUGGAACAGUUCAAU